This is a messenger RNA of Mytilinidion resinicola, 1071 nucleotides long. RefSeq names its product cytochrome P450. The record is from RefSeq and is a predicted model, not a curated record. Bases 1 to 1071 code for a protein of 356 amino acids. NCBI's taxonomy places the organism in Eukaryota, Fungi, Ascomycota, Dothideomycetes, Mytilinidiales, Mytilinidiaceae. The transcript is spliced from 4 exons. Gene Ontology annotation, molecular function: heme binding; iron ion binding; monooxygenase activity.
AUGCUUCAUACGGCUAAAGCAGCCCCAGCGCUAGCAGGGAGCGCUGCUGGCCCGCUCAUUCCGCUCAUUAAACUCAUCUCGUGGUACAACGGCCGCAUUAUGGACAAGUACAUCUCCUCUGUACUCGACGACCGCUGGGUUGAGUGGCGUGCCGGCAAACUUUCUUCGGAAACCAGUCGGUCCGCCAUUGACCUCGCGUUCGGUGACUACAUGCGCUCGUGUAAAGACAAGGCCACGGCAACGAUCCGUCCCAGUGCCAGGAAGUACUUCAUUAUGCAGCUCCGCAUGAUGUUCUUCGUCGCCCACGACUCGACCUCCGCUACCAUCAGCUAUGCAAUCUACCUCCUCUCUAAGCACCCUCUUGUUCUAGAGCGACUACGCGAGGAGCACGACAGGACUUUUGGCACCGACCUGUCCGUUCUUCCAGAUGCGCUCCGCAAAGAUCCCCACCUCCUCAACCAGUUGGACUACACCGUGGCCGUCAUCAAAGAGGUCCUCCGCCUCUUCCCUCCAGCUUCAGGCUUUCGCAUCGGCCGCCCAGAUGUGCAUCUCCACGACGACACCGGAAACGAGUUUUGGCCACAGCCCGACGAGUUCCUGCCCGAGCGCUUUCUUGUCCCCAAAGACCACCCUCUGCAUCCUGUCCGCGGUGCCUGGCGGCCGUUCGAGUUUGGGCCACGCAAUUGUCUCGGCCAGACGCUAUCGAUGCUCGAUCUCAGGAUCACGCUGUUGAUGGUAGUGCGCCGCUUUGAUUUCAGGGAUGCGUAUCAAGAGUGGGACAGGCUGCAUCCGACAAUUCGGCCGCUCGUGUUUCGUGGGGAGCACGCCUAUCAGACAGGCAAUGGGGGUGCGCAUCCGGCGGAUGUUAACAGAGAAAACAAGGGCAGCAGCACAGCUAGCACGCCUAGCACGCCUAGCACGCCUAGCACGCCUAGCACGCCUAGCACGCCUAGCACGCCUAGCACGCCUAGCACGCCUAGCACGCCUAGCACGUCUAGCACGCCUAGCACGUCUAGCACGCCUAGUAGGCCUGGCACGCCUAGCACAGCCACAGCUCAGGCUGGAGCAUGA